CUUGCCCCCUGGGUGCCUUGGUGACCUGGAGCUCCCACAGUAAAGAUGACAUUGCAGGGAGCGCAGCCCGCGGUCCCUGGGCCGGCACAGAGGGCACGCUGCCCAGGGCCCAGAACUCUGAGCCCCCUUGGCCAUCCUCACCCUUUCUGCCUGCCUCCUGCAGAGCCCAUCUCCGCGCCCAUCCUGGGUCCUAUGACUUUUCUCUCCCUCAACAGUCGGUUCCCGAAUCUGGUCCCCGGCCCCCAGCAGCGCCUGCCCCUUUCCCACCGGGGCCCCCCAUGAUGCCACCACCCUUCAUGCCCCCUCCAGGGAUGCCCCCACCCUUUCCGCCAAUGGGGCUACCCCCCAUGAGCCAGAGGCCACCAGCCAUUCCCCCUGUGCCACCAGGCAUCCUGCCCCCAAUGCUCCCACCCAUGGGGGCGCCACCACCACUCACACAGAUUCCGGGCAUGGUGCCUCCGAUGAUGCCGGGAAUGCUGAUGCCGGCGGUGCCCGUCACCGCAGCGACGGCUCCGGGUGCGGACACCGCCAGCUCUGCUGUGCCUGGGACAGGCCCUCUGAGGGCACUCUGGAGCGAGCACGUAGCCCCCGAUGGGCGCAUCUACUACUACAAUGCCGAUGACAAGCAGUCUGUGUGGGAGAAGCCCAGCGUGCUCAAGUCCAAGGCAGAGCUGCUGCUGUCUCAGUGUCCUUGGAAAGAGUACAAGUCGGACACAGGCAAACCUUACUACUACAACAACCAGAGUAAGGAGUCCCGCUGGACCCGGCCCAAGGACCUGGAUGAGCUGGAGGCUCUAGUCAAACAAGAGGCUGCAGGAAAGCAGAAGCCGCUGGCGCCACAGACACUGCAGCCCCAGCCGCCUCAGCCCCAGCCUGACCCCCCUCCUGCACCUCCCGGCCCCGCGCCCACGUCCUCAGGCCUCCUGGAACCCGAGCCGGGUGGGAGUGGAGACUGUGAUGUGGCGGAGGCCGCCCAGCCGCUGGAGCAGGGCUUCCUGCAGCCCCCGGAGGAGGGCCCCAGCAGUUCUGCCGCGCAGCAGCAGCCGCCACAGCAGGAGGAGGAGGAACCCAAGCCCGAACCCGAGAGGUCUGGCCUCAGUUGGAGCAACCGGGAGAAGGCGAAGCAGGCGUUCAAGGAGCUGCUGAGGGACAAGGCCGUCCCCUCCAAUGCAUCAUGGGAGCAGGCCAUGAAGAUGGUGGUCACUGACCCCCGCUAUAGCGCCUUGCCCAAGCUGAGUGAGAAGAAGCAGGCAUUCAAUGCGUAUAAGGCGCAGCGGGAGAAGGAGGAGAAGGAGGAGGCCCGGCUGCGGGCCAAGGAGGCCAAGCAGACGCUGCAGCGUUUCCUGGAGCAGCACGAGCGCAUGACUUCCACCACCCGCUACCGGCGGGCAGAGCAGACCUUUGGCGAGCUGGAGGUUUGGGCCGUGGUCCCCGAGAGGGAUCGAAAAGAGGUGUAUGACGACGUCCUCUUCUUCCUGGCCAAGAAGGAGAAGGAGCAGGCCAAGCAGCUCCGGCGCCGCAACAUCCAGGCCCUGAAGAGCAUCCUGGACGGGAUGAGCAGCGUCAGCUUCCAGACCACGUGGUCGCAGGCCCAGCAGUACCUCAUGGACAACCCCAGCUUUGCUGAGGACCAUCAGCUGCAGAACAUGGACAAGGAGGAUGCGCUGAUCUGCUUCGAGGAGCACAUCCGGGCUUUGGAGAGGGAGGAGGAGGAGGAGCGGGAGCGGGCCCGGCUCCGGGAACGGCGUCAGCAACGCAAGAACCGGGAGGCCUUCCAGACCUUCCUAGAUGAGCUGCACGAGACAGGGCAGCUGCACUCCAUGUCUACCUGGGUGGAGCUGUACCCAGCAGUCAGCACUGACGUCCGCUUCGCCAACAUGCUGGGCCAGCCGGGCUCCACCCCUCUGGACUUGUUCAAGUUCUAUGUGGAGGAGUUGAAGGCACGGUUCCAUGAUGAGAAGAAGACCAUUAAAGACAUUCUUCAGGACCGGGGCUUCUGUGUGGAGGUGAACACGGCCUUUGAGGACUUCGCCCACGCCAUAAGCUUUGACAAGAGGGCUGCCGCGCUGGACGCAGGCAACAUCAAGCUGACCUUCAACAGUCUGCUGGAGAAAGCAGAGGCGCGGGAGAGAGAGCGGGAGAAGGAGGAGGCGCGCAGGGUGCGGCGCCGGGAAGCGGCCUUCCGAAGCAUGCUGAGGCAGGCCGCACCUGCUCUGGAGCUGGGCACCGCCUGGGAAGAGGUCCGCGAGCGCUUUGUGUGUGACUCGGCCUUUGCGCAGAUUACUCUGGAGUCGGAGCGGAUCCGGCUCUUCCGCGAGUUCCUGCAGGUGCUGGAGCAGACCGAGUGCCAGCACCUGCACACCAGAGGCCGGAAGCAUGGCAGGAAAGGCAAGAAGCACCAUCACAAGCGGUCGCACUCACCCUCAGGCUCCGAGUCCGAGGAGGAGGAGGUGCCCCCACCAUCCCUCCGGCCCCCCAAGCGGAGGCGGCGGAACCCCUCAGAGUCCGGCUCGGAACCCUCUUCCUCACUUGAUUCGGUUGAGAGUGGGGGUGCUACCCUUGGAGGACGGGGCUCCCCGUCCUCUCACCUCCUCCUUGGGUCAGCAGACCAUGGCCUUCGGAAAGCCAAGAAACCAAAAAAGAAAUUGAAGAGAAGACACAAGUCGAACAGCCCUGAGAGUGGGAGCGGGCCUGAGGAGAGAGCUGGCAAGGAGAGUGAGGAGCAGGACCAGGACAAGGCCAGGGAGCUCCGGCAGGUGGAGUUCCCUCGCCACGCCCCCGGCCUCGGCAUCAAGAAGGAGAAGACAGGCUGGGACACAUCGGAGAGCGAGCUGAGCGAGGGCGAGCUGGAGAGGCGGCGGCGGGCGCUCCUGCAGCAGCUGGACGACCACCAGUGAGCAGCCGCGCCGCUGCCACAGCCUGCUGAGGGCCUGGCUCCAGCUGCCAGACCCCUCCUCGGUCUGGUCUGUGUCCGCUUUUCCUGACCUCCCGGCCCCACCCCUCCACCUGCUAGCACCUCUCAGGGCUGCCCUUGGUGUUGUGGGCCCCCAGCCCCAGAGAGCUAGUGCAGCCCUCGCCCUCGGCCCCAGAGUGGGGUGGUACCAGUGAAGCGUGAGCCAGGGGCCUCCAGGGAAGAGUGACGGACAGGCUGGUGGACACAGCCUGGGCGGCAGAGGGCUGGGCCCUCGCCCUCUACCGACACCCUCCAGCCCGCUCCUGCCUGCCCUGGCCCUGGGCCUCCACCACGUCCUCCUCCAGCCUGGGGACCCGAUGUAUGUGUGUUUUGGUUUGGUUUGGUUUUCGUUUUUUAAAUAACAAUAUUUAUAACGCAGCUGGAGACUCGUCUUC
Lepus europaeus (European hare) is the source of this 3348-nucleotide messenger RNA. RefSeq names its product pre-mRNA processing factor 40 homolog B (gene PRPF40B). The transcript has 25 exons. The record is from RefSeq and is a predicted model, not a curated record. NCBI's taxonomy places the organism in Eukaryota, Metazoa, Chordata, Mammalia, Lagomorpha, Leporidae. Gene Ontology annotation, molecular function: protein binding; RNA binding. The coding region runs from base 279 to 2897 and encodes 872 amino acids. Gene Ontology annotation, biological process: mRNA cis splicing, via spliceosome. Gene Ontology annotation, cellular component: U1 snRNP; U2-type prespliceosome.